UCACAGCCUUGCGCUGAAAAGCAACUUGUUGGCGACCCCCCGCACCGAAGCCGUGCCGUCUCGUUUCAUCUGCUGUUACUCACCCUAGACAAAUCGUUUCAUCGCAGCAAAAACUUUCUUCCCUAUCGACCGAAUGUGCGAGCAGAGUCAACUUUGUCUAACCGAUAUAUGAAUGAAAUAGCCUCGCUAUCCGUUCUCGUCAAUAGGAUAACGCUGAGUGCCCAUGGCGGAAGAGGAAUCGCGGCCGCAGACCAUCCAAGAGCGCAUAGCUGCUCUUAACCAGUCUCAUGUCGGACGAACACCAGGUGCAGCUCCUGCGCGACCUCCUGUACCACGAUCCAAGUCCGUCAAUAACCCCCCACAUGAAGUGAACGGCUCGGUGGUUGGUAACAAACCUGCCCCCAUCCGCCAGAAUGGACUUCUACCACCUCCUGUCCCAGCAGUCGCGGCGCAGAGCACGGCGAAGACUAACGGCUCCAAACCACCGCCUCUCCCUGUACGCAGAAACUCCAACCAGCCUGCGCCGGCUCUACCACCCCGUCGACCCUCUGGGCUAUCAGACCGACGACAGUCAAGCGAAUCGGUAGCGUCGAAUACUUCCUACAGCACGACAUCUACAGCUGGAACUGCAAAUACAACAGAGAGCAGGAGUCGAGCUCUUGCCCCGUCCUGGGGAGCGACCGAAUUACCUCCACUUCCAGUCCGCGAUAAAAGCACGACAAAGGUUCCCCAGCUUCCUCAGCGCCCUAAAUUGUCGGCGGUCCCAGAGACUAGCAAAGUCACGGGAAUAGUGAAGGCUAGCAUACGACCUCCUCCUUCCUUACCCUCACGGAAUCCUUCGAGUGAGUCAACUAAUGGGAAUGCAUUGCCUCGGCUGCCUACGCGGCCGUCCGUGUCUGGGGAAAGACGAUCGAUUAGCUCUGAGCGCGAUACGAGGGAAGAAGAGCCCUCUAGACCAGCGUCACGGAGAAUCCCUCCUAUUCCGUCUGCAGAUGCUCUCAAUAAGAUCAAGCAGUCGUCAUUCUCAACGCUCAGUAAGCAUGUCGAAGUGGAUGAGCCAGCUUCCAACACACCACCUCCUAUCCCGUUGGCAUCACGUCCCGACUUGUCAGCCAUACAAGCUACAAAGCCUAAAUUCAAUGGAAAUCAACAUUCCUUGCCAACCCCGGCUGUUACUACGGUCUGUAUGAUAUGCCGAGACUUUUCUGGCCCGGAUAACCAUGCUGCCCAGUUUCCUAGACAGUCUCUUCCUACUACUGACUUGGCUUGGCUCGCUACCCAACUCACUGCCCCUUUCCAAUCAUUAACAGACAAAGCAAGAGCUAUAUUUACGUGGCUUCAUCACAAUGUCAAAUACGACGUCGACGCUUUUUUCAACAAUCGCGUACAGCCAUCAACACCCGCAAAGACACUUGCUACGGGUCUGGCAGUUUGCGAAGGCUACGCUGGUCUAUUUUGUACAUUGGCAAUUCACGCAGGCUUAGAAGCUCUUGUCGUUAGUGGUCAUGGGAAAGGUUUCGGGCACUCUCAGUUAGCACCGGGUGAACCCUUGCCACCAUUCAAAUCAACCCACGCAUGGAAUGUGGUCAAAAUUGACGGAGGCAAAUGGAAGCUAAUUGACCCGUGUUGGGGUGCUGGGGCAGUGGCAGGGAAAGGCCAACCGUACAUUCAAAAAUUCAAUUCCAGCCAUUUUACCAAGUCAAACGACGAGUUUGGUCUCUCGCAUUACCCGUCAGACAAGGACAAGUUCUACACUGACGACGGCCGCCCUGGUAUGAGUUGGGAGGCGUAUGUUCUCCAGGACCACAACAAGCCAUUUGGACUAGAACAACCCACCGUUUUCACUACUGCGUACGAGGAGGGAAUCAGCGAUCGCUCAUUCCUCCCAGCCUGCAAAGCCAUCUCCAUUCGGCAGCCAGGGCCGAUGAGGUUUCAGUUUAGCCUGAAAUGCGAACACUGGACGCUCACACACCAUAGCAAGAAGACCGCGCCAUACCUUUACCUGCUGCAUAUCCACGGCGUAGACGGGCGGCAGGAUCAAAAGAUUCCUUUGACCUACGUCCGCGGCACUGGGCCCAACGGCGGAGGCGACGUCUGGUAUGUCGACAUUUCGGAUCCAAUGACCCUCGGUGCACCUGGGCAAAAAUUAGCGAUUGCGUUUAUUACAAGUCUCGGCGAGAGAAACGAUUGCCGCGGUCUGUCUGCACAGGAGUAUCAGUCGAAGGAGGGACGGACUGGUAUGGCGUGGAAUUAUAUCGCGCAGUGGGAACUUCUUGCAUGAAAUACUUGAUACUUGAUACCCCUUUAAUAUAUACUUUUCUUGAGUCAGGAUGCGGAACUAAAAUAUAAACAACUAAUCCAUUCUGAAUUUGUUGAUAUUUGUGACUUGCACGUGUUUUCUGAUUUAAAAUCUAUCCAAUAUGUCAGCACCUUAUAGAACAGUUUUUAUUAAAUAUAUAAUUAUCAAUUUAAAAAUUUCAAUAA
Talaromyces proteolyticus is the source of this 2484-nucleotide messenger RNA. RefSeq lists its product as uncharacterized. NCBI's taxonomy places the organism in Eukaryota, Fungi, Ascomycota, Eurotiomycetes, Eurotiales, Trichocomaceae. Bases 224 to 2281 code for a protein of 685 amino acids. The record is from RefSeq and is a predicted model, not a curated record. The transcript has a single exon.